Molecule: messenger RNA, 5432 nt
Organism: Solea senegalensis (Senegalese sole)
Lineage: Eukaryota; Metazoa; Chordata; Actinopteri; Pleuronectiformes; Soleidae
Gene: zswim5
Product: zinc finger, SWIM-type containing 5
Exons: 16
Coding region: 33-3530 (1165 amino acids)
Cellular component (GO): Cul2-RING ubiquitin ligase complex
Source: RefSeq, a predicted model, not a curated record
CCGUCCAUCUCGUCAGUGUUGAUCGGCUCGCUAUGGCGGAAGGACGCAGAGAACAGUCGCCUCAUCGCCUCUUCUCCACACCACCGGCCAGCAAGCGACCCUGCCUGCGCCCUGCUCCCCGGGGUCCCGGUCCGGGGUCGGGCCACAGCAGCGGCUUGCCCAGCUCCCGGUACCGUUCCCCGGAGUCUUUACUGGACUGCGCCGCGAAGGCAGUAGCGGAGAAGUGGGCCUUCGAAAGAGUGGAGGAGCGCUUUGAGCGGAUCCCGGAGCCCGUGCAGCGCCGCAUCGUUUACUGGUCUUUCCCCCGCAACGAAAAGGAGAUAUGCAUGUACUCAUCGUUUCAGUGCCGAGUUGCUGGCGAAGAGGGUCCGUCGGCGACUAUCGGCGGUUCCGGCUCCGGAGCUACGACCGCUGCCGCAGCCGCCGCCGCCGCUGCUGCUGGUGGAGGAUCUACCGCCGCUACGACUCCGGCUACCGCGGCAGCAGCCGGAGUGGUGGGCACCGGAGAUGGACUUCCAUUUCGCCGCGGAAUCAGGCUGCUUGAGACUGGCUGUGUGGAAAACGUUUUACAAGUCGGGUUUCACCUCAGCGGCACGGUCACUGAACCCACCACGUCGUCAGAGCCAGCAGUCACACACAAGGUGGCCAUCAGCUUCGACCGCUGCAAGAUCACUUCGGUCACCUGUGGAUGUGGGAACAGGGAUAUUUUCUACUGUGCACACGUGGUGGCGCUGUCUCUGUACCGGAUUCGCAAGCCUGAACAGGUGAAGCUGCGGCUGCCCAUCUCAGAGACGUUGUUCCAGAUGAACAGAGAUCAGCUGCAGAAGCUGGUCCAGUAUCUGAUCACAGCUCACCACACCGAGGUGCUGCCCACUGCUCAGAAACUGGCCGACGAGAUCCUGUCCUCCAACUCCGAGAUCAACCAGGUUCAUGGUGCACCAGACCCAACUGCAGGCGCCAGCAUUGAUGAUGACAACUGUUGGCAUCUGAACGAAGAUCAAGUCAGGGAGCAGGUCAAAGAGUUUCUAUCACAGGGAGGAUACUAUGGCUCUGGGAAACAGCUCAACUCCAUGUUUGCCAAGGUGCGGGAGAUGCUUCGAAUGAGAGACUCCAACGGCGCCCGGAUGCUGACGCUCAUCACGGAACAGUUUAUGGCGGACCCUCGGCUGUCGCUAUGGAGACAACAGGGCACGGGCAUGACUGACAAGUGUCGGCAGCUCUGGGAUGAACUGGGUGCAUUGUGGGUGUGCGUGGUUCUAAACCCCCACUGCAAAAGCGAAGAGAAGACCUGCUGGUUGAAGCAGCUGAAGAAAUGGGGAGACAUGGACAUCUGCCCGCUGGAGGACGGCAACUAUGGCAGCGAGCUGCCCAACAUUACUAAUGCUCUGCCGCAGAGCAACCUUGCCCAGGACUCUCUGGCCAGACCUAGAAGGACAGUGUUCAGCAGAGCUGUCGAGGCCUGUGACCUGCACUGGCAGGACAGUCACCUGCAGAGGAUCAUCAGCAGCGACUUCUACAUGUCUCCGUCCUACCAGAGAGAAGGAGAGAGUCUGCUCUUCAAUCCACAGGGCCUGCCUCUCUGGCUCGACCACGUCCCAACAGCGUGCGCUCGCGUUGACGCCUUGCGCUCCCACGGUUACUCCAGGGAAGCCCUGCGUUUGGCCGUGGCCAUCAUCAACACACUCCGCCUCCAACAGCAGAGGCAGAUGGACAUCUACAAACACCAAAAGAAAGAGCUUCUCCAGAGGGGCGUGACCUCCACCACCAACCUGGAAGGCUGGGUCGGUCACCCGUUAGACCCGAUUGGGUGUCUGUUUGUCACGCUCACUGAAACCUGCCGUGUGGACGACGACAACAGCAUGGACACUGGAGAAGGAGAACCCAGACCACCAGUCUACCACCACGUACCCGUGUGGGGAAGUCCUGACAGUGGGGAGUCGUACCUGACUCUAGCCAUAGAGGUGGCUCUGAUGGGGAUGGGCCAGCAGAGGAUAAUGCCCGAGGGCCUGUACACUCAGGAUAAGGUGUGUCGCAACGAGGAGCAGAUUGUCGCUAAACUUCAAGAACUAGAGCUGGAUGAUCUCCUGGUGCAGACUCUUCGGAAGCAGGCCAUACAGCUUCUAGAUGCUGGUCCGUUUAGUGGCUUAGGUGAAGUCAUCCACAGAGAGAGUGUUCCCAUGCACACCUUUGCCAAGUACCUCUUCUCCGCGCUGCUGCCACAUGACGCAGACCUGGCGUAUAAAGUGGCUCUCCGUGCAAUGAGGUUGCCUGUUUUGGAAUCAUCGGGAGGCUCCGGUGACGUAGGCCACCCUCACCAUGGCAUCUCCAUAGUUCCCAGUAGAUACCCACGCUGGUUCACACUGGGACACCUGGAGUCACAGCAGUGUGAGCUAGCCUCCACCAUGCUAACUGCUGCUAAAGGUGAUAUGUUGAGGUUGCGGACGGUGCUGGAGGCCAUCCAGAAAAACAUCCACUCUUCUUCCUUAAUUUUCAAACUGGCCCAGGAUGCCUUUAAGAUAGCCACACCGGCAGACAACUCACCUGACAUAACCCUACUCAACGUAGCACUGGAGCUCGGCCUGCAGGUAAUGAGGAUGACUCUGUCCACACUGAACUGGAGGCGGAGAGAGAUGGUUCGCUGGCUGGUCACCUGUGCCACUGAAGUUGGUCUUCGGGCUUUGGUUAGCAUCUUACAGAGCUGGUACACUCUCUUCACACCGACCGAGGCCACCAGCAUUGUGGCCGCCACCGUCAUGUCCCACAACACCAUCCUGCGCCUGAGCCCCGACUACCCUCAACACGAGGAGCUGGCCAGCUGUGCGAGGACCCUUGCCCUCCAGUGUGCCAUGAAGGACCCACAGAACUGUGCCCUGUCUGCUCUGACACUCUGCGAGAAGGACCACAUCGCCUUCGAGACAGCCUACCAGAUUGUGAUCGACGCAGCAUCUACGGGAAUGACAUAUUCUCAGCUCUUCACCAUUGCGAGGUACAUGGAGCACAGAGGAUACCCACUGCGGUCUUUCAAACUGGCCUCCCUCGCCAUGACCCAUCUUAACCUGGCUUACAACCAGGACACUCACCCAGCUAUUAAUGAUGUGCUCUGGGCCUGUGCGCUCAGCCACUCUUUGGGUAAAAAUGAGCUUGCAGCCAUUAUUCCCCUAGUGGUAAAGAGUGUGCACUGCGCCACGGUGCUGUCUGACAUCCUUAAGCGGUGCACGUUGACAGCACCUGGUCUCGCCGGCAUCCCUGGGAGAAGGAACUCUGGGAAGCUGAUGUCAACAGACAAGGCGCCAUUGCGGCAGCUCCUUGACGCCACAAUCUCGGCGUACAUCAACACCACGCACUCUCGACUGACACACAUCAGUCCGCGGCACUACGGAGAGUUCAUAGAGUUCCUGAGCAAAGCAAGGGUAACUUUCUUGCUGGCACAGGACGGCCACAUUCAGUUCGCCCAGUUCAUAGACAACCUGAAACAGAUCUACAAGGGCAAGAAGAAACUCAUGAUGUUGGUCAGGGAGCGCUUCGGCUGACCUUACACCUCCCUCACAAGAACACAGUCCUUGGGAAGUAGUUAAAUGUAUUUGUUUCUAUUUAAGUUUGUUUUUUUUCACCUUUGUUGAGCCAUUUGUUGACUAAGUCAUAAUUUUUUGUUUCUGUUUGGUUGAUUUGUUUUUUGAAUGUGAACCAGGAAGUGUUUGCAGUACACUGCUCGUCUUCAUUGAAAUUGCAAAAGGUGUAAAUGGCUCGAAACAUCAAAGAAACAACAGCAAACAAACACGUUCCCCUCUAAUUAAUAUAAAAUAUAUCUAUAAUCGAAAAAGGCAGAAGAUUGUGGGGACAAAAAAAGCAAAUAGAACUUUUGUAUUUCAGUGGCACAUGAUGACAUGAAAACCAAAUUAAUUUGAUGGCGGAGGUACAUACUUUGAGCCGGAAGACACUGUCAUGAUGGGGAUUAUGGAGAAAACGUGGUUUUUACAAUGGAAGGUUUGUGUCAUUCCAAACAAAGAAAAAAACACUGAGGAAAUCGCACAGUGUUGCUGUCAUACCUCAACUGUAUUAUUUGUCAGCUUUAACUUCUCUAUCAGAAACGGCCUCUUGUUUCAUUCAGGGCAUCUUAGAGUAGAGAGGGCAGAAUACAGAAAAGUACACAUGUGUAGCCUUUCUCUGUAGACAAAGACGUCAGCACCAACUGGACUAAAGCCAUUCUAGACUAGCUCCUGUCCUCCACACCUGCUGGUCAGUGCUUUCCCAUUAAUGCCGGGAUUAGAUUACAUGAUAUUUAUGUCAAUCACAGUGGUGCAGAGUCUUGCCGACACAAUAACACAAGUAUGACCCUGACCAAUCAUCGUUCAAGACACUGCGCAAGCUCAUAGGUCAUUGGGGAGAUGGGGCAAGGAGUUGUCAUUCAUGGCUACCGAAGUGUUGUUGUGCUAGUCCCUUGAGGAGAUGUCAAAGAGGCAGGGGUACUGUUGCCACAGCAAAGGAGCACGUCGUAGAUGUCCCAGACGCCAAAUGUCUGUUCUACAAUUAUGUUACGCUACAUGUCACAACCAAAUCGCUUGGAAAAAUCGGCCUGAAUUCAAGUAGUCUGAUCCUGGAGUAGCUUCAGAGGUAGAACUGUGUUGCUGAACAGAGAGCAUGUUCUCCAGUCCAGCCAUUAUUGACAUUAUUCAGGCUGCUCUCGACAAGGUAGAGUGAGUAGAGAUUCCACAUGCACAUAAAGUAUCUUCAGUGUCAUCCUAUAAGCUUAUUAAAAACAGUGAGAAAACAACUGUGAUGAACUGAGGGUGUCACACACAUAUUAUAUGCCCAUCUCUAGAGAUACCACUGCACUGCUGUCUGUUUGUAGCCAAAAGUCUGUACGACUGCAUCGAUUCCUUUCCACGUGCUAAAUCAAAAAUAAUUCAAUAAGCAAUAUAAGUCAAGUCUGCUUCAGUUUGUUUGCUUGUUUUUUUUAAAACUAUCCAGUGGCAUUAAUCUCAUCACGCUGUAUUCUGAUAAGAAGCCUGCUAAGAUGUUGGGACUGUGUUGACUUAAGGAACUUGUAAGGGUUAACUCUGCUUCUAACUAAAGCCCCUUUUCCAUUUUGAAGAACUUUAAUAGGAACUCAUGACUCCCCAUAAAGGUUUAAGAUGAAGUCUUUGUUCUUUCAGCUUUGGCAAGAACCCAGAACAUUAUCCUAUUUCAAAAUCUGGUUAUAUUUUUAGGUCUACAUUUUUGGGUCAUGCAACAAGGACUAUUUAUGUACAACAAAUAUUAGGACAGCCUGCUUUGAAUACACAGUUAGCCAAGUCAAACUUUUCUUAGCAGAACUAACCUUAAACCACUAAUGAGGGUGCACUAGUUAAUGUUUUCUAUUAGCAACAGAUGAAAUACUUAAACACUACUCAACUCAUCUAUAUAUAUAUAUACAUAUAUAUAUAUAUAUCUAU